Rotaria sordida is the source of this 255-nucleotide messenger RNA. The record is from the annotation of a GenBank genome assembly. Lineage: Eukaryota; Metazoa; Rotifera; Eurotatoria; Philodinida; Philodinidae.
AUGUUUUGUUGGAGUCGCAUGAAAACAAAAAAACUGAAUUUACGUCGAAAAGUUGUUAUCAUUGGCGAUCGUGGUUGUGGCAAGUCCUCUUUACAACGAGCCAUUAGUGGUGAACAAUGGUCUGAUGAAUAUAUUGAAAUGCCACUUUCACCCAAAAUACUGAAUUUUCCCCUGUGUAACAGAAACACUGUUUCUGUAUUUCUUGUCCGGAUUAGAUAUGUACCAAGACCGAGAGCUCGGUCUCGAUAUCAUUGA